GUUUCGUAUCCAGGUAGCUCUGAGGAUGACUGUAUAACUAUAAAACGCAGCGUCGGAGACAUUGUAUUAUGAUUGCACAAAUAUUAUUGUGAUUUCUAGAGAUAUCAUAAUGACAUUUGAGGCCCUGUUGGUGUCGUUCUUUGAAAACGUCAGAUAUUGACAUUCGAGAGCUGAGUUAGGCAAGCAUGGCGCGGUUGGAUAUUCACGUUACAGACAAAGUGCUAGAUUUUUUACAUUUUUUUCUUCUAUUACAAACUUUACAACCUUCUUCAACAUAUGUAGAUGCAGUAGAAAGUCACAGCCAAGCGUUCAUCCAAACAGACAAACAUUUGACCUACAUUGUGGGUGAUAUUAGUGGAAUACCUUUAGAAAUAAAACCAGGUCAUGGGUUUCCAGACCCGCUUUCAAUUCAAGAUGAUAAACUUUUUUCCAGUAGCAUUAGAUUGGAUCCUGCUAUGCUGGACUUUCAACAACAGCCAGUUGGAAUGCCGCGUAUGGAAAGAGUCAUAGUUCAAAAUAAUGACCCUAAAAAUAGUUUACACUUAGUGUCAAUAUCAGGCAGUACAGUGCAUUUUCAUUGCUCAUUUUUUCAAGAUAAAAUUGUUCCCCCUGGGGGAAACACUACAUUUGAUGUCGUAUUUCUGGCCAGACAGGAAGGGAAUGUGGAGAAUACCUUAUAUAUCCACACCUCCAUAGGCUCGUUAAAAUACCAGGUUUUUGGUGUUGGUAUUCCCAACCCGUAUCGCCUGAGGCCGUACCUCGGAGCCAGAGUACCCAUCAACAGUAGUUUUUCUCCUUUAAUUCAAAUGCAUAAUCCUCAUAAUAGAAGGCUACAGGUGCUGGAGAUGUUUUCUAGUGAAGGAGACUUACAUCUAGAACUCCCGUCAGGAGCAAAAGAGGCAUCAAAAGAAUUAUGGGAAUUACAGCCAUUUGAGACUAAGCCUGUGAUGCGGGCCAACUUUGUGGGUCGAGUAGAAAACAACCACACAGCAUUUAUCAGGAUAAAAACAAACCAGGAGAGUGACUCCGAGAUGCUGAUACUGCCGGUGGAGGUGGAGGUGUCGUCAGAGCCAGGCAUAUACUCACCGAUAGAGAUGAUAGAUUUUGGUAUUUUGAGGACGCUCGACAAACCCAAAGUUGUGAAGUUGAACCUCAUCAAUACAGGAGCAAAACCUAUACAUAUCUCCAGUGUGAAUGUGUCGCCUAGCAACGAUGCUGUUAGCAUAGACUUCCGACCUAUAAAGCUGCAGCCAGACCCAGGGAGGCAGGUCACAGUUGCACAUAUCACAUACAACGCUGUCAAAGCAUUUCACCCGAAGCAGUGGUCUGGGAAACUUGUCAUCAGAACAAAGAACAACUUCCACAAACUGAUAAUCCCCUUCCGGGCAAAUGUCCUGCAUGGGUCACUGGUAUACAAUGUCAACACCACCUACUACUUUAGUGCAAAAGCCCUGAAGAACGUCACACGGCCGAUGAUGUUCACAAACACCUUCAAUUUCUCCAUAGUCAUCUUCAACGUCACACUUCCUGCUGACGUAGCCCAGUUCUUUUCUAUCUUCAACUUUACUCAGCCUGUGUUGCUGCAACCCCAGCAAAUGGCCACGCCCUUCCUGGUCAAGUUCCAUCCCAACGAGACGCAGCUGCACUUCAACACAGUGCUCACUAUACACUCAAAUGCAUCCACUUUCCAGAUUCCUAUCAUCGUCUAUAACGGGCUGUUCAAGGUUAUACAUCAUCGGCCAGAGAAGUUCAAAGGGCAACUUGAUUUCGGUACUAUGGGAGUAGGAGAAAGUCGAAGUAUGAUUUUUACUGUGCGCAACGACAACCCAGUGGAUGUUGUGGUGGGUGAGUUUAGUUCCAACAUGAACCGUACCACCGUCGAGAUCCUUGGUAUGGAGCGAGGGAACGGGACGACCCUCACCCGGGUACACAACAAGUCAGAGAUAGACACAGAUCCGCUGGUGAUCAAGCCCUACCACUUUGCUGUGUUCAGUGUUAAUGUUGUUGCGCCCAACGAGGAGGGGGCGUAUGCAGCCGAGGUGUUGAUAGUCACACAAUUUCAGGAUAUUUUUAUACCAGUGACUCUGCGUACAGCUGAGGGGAGCCUUCAUGCCAUUCCAGACAAAUUUGUUUUUGAUAAGGUUUACCCUGGUAAAAUUCCCUACAAAGUGCUACAGAUACACAGUACAUUCAGUGAGUACAUGGAGGUGACCCAGGUGAUGUUCCAGCCUGCAGACAGGAGGUUCUACUUUGUCCCCCAGAACCACAACACAGUUCUACUUCAGCCCCACGAGCAUAAUGUUGUUGGAAAAAUUUAUUUUGACCCUAAAAGGGGUUGCCAAGAAGAUUGUUACGUUGGUUUACCAACAUACGUACCUGCUGGACACCAGUGGCUGCUGGGCCUGUCGCUGGACAAGGAGGUCGCGGACACAGACCAGUAUCUAUACACACGACUGCAGCAGAAGUGGGAGGAACUGGAACUCUCAGAAGAAAAUACAGCAAAUGUUACAAUAGAGUUAGACACAAACCAAGUUCGGGGGUUUUUAUUCUCGGCUCAGGCACAUCUGCACUGGCCAUCCCUAGUGCGGAAAUGCAAGAUCAAGUUUCCCUUGACGCAGAUAGGCAACAUAUCAGUAUCAGAUUUUAUAGUGGAGAACACGGGAGACCUGCCAGUUUUAAUGCAGAUCCUGCCCCUUCCUCUGUACCCAAACCCCCACACCAUCCUGGAUCUACUCAACUACAAAUUAUCAGCUGACCUUACAGACUUUAUAGAAACAGAAGACUUAGACACCUUCACUCUCCAGGACUUGGAGGAGUAUAAUGAUAAUGCUCAGAAUCCAAUCCCUGGACUACGCAAGUCGGUGGAGAACUUGUUGGGAGUGAAGGCACACAAACACUCCAUAGCCUCUGUACUCCAACCGGGGGCCAAGUUGAAGGUCAGAGUGGGUUUCCAGCCCAAGGAUGACUACUCCAGAACAUCCAUCAUACUAAUAAGAAACAACCUGACCAUCAUUGACACAGUGGUGGUGCAGGGCCAGGGGUGUCGGGGGGAGAUGAGAUUCAGCAACAGGAAGCCGGGCUCGCACUCGCCCCUCAUGUUCGACAUGAAUGAAAAACAUUUGAAAAACUGUGAUAUUUCAGAGAAAAAGCCCAGCAAGAGCAUGGUGCCACAUUUUACAGUACGGCGGACAUUCACGUUGCGGAACACGGGAGAACUGCCAUUCUACGUCCAGGGAUUCAGCAUCAAUGGUUCACCCUGUGAAGGCUAUGGCUUCAAAAUUCUAGACUGUGAAGGAUUUGAAAUGCCUCCAAAUACUAGCAGAAAAAUAGAUAUUGCCUUCACCCCGGAUUUUACCAUGUCACGAAUCCGGAGGUCCCUGACAGUUCACACAAGUUUAGGUCCCCCUGCUAACUAUACGCUACAGGCAACAGUACCCCCCCACCUCCUGUCCAAGUGUUCUGCAGCGCUGCCCCGCCCCAACUGGGAGCCAGUGCUGUACUACUCCAUCGUGUGCGUCAUGAACUUCCUUCUUGUCUGCAUCCUUGUGGCAGCAUACUUUGAAGCAGAUCGGAUCAUUGUGGCAGACAUUCUCAAACGUAAGCUCCGGGUCAACACGGCGCAGUCAUUCGACAAAGGGAAGGUUUUUGAUUUACGUAACGUAGCUGGCUUGUCGAUCUCUCCCAAGCCACCCCCACCUCACUUAACGGCGGACAUGAGAGGACGGCAGAUGAUCGAGAUCAACGGCCACUUGGAGUACAAGCAGGCACGGCGAGAACCUUUCAUCGGCAGCAUUCUCAGUGUUCUCAGAAAUCUCAUUCCACGAAAAAUAUCACUCUUUUCACGGCGAUCUCAUGUUGAGAGACAGAGUUCACGUGAGCGAGAGGCAAAGUCUGUGUCAGUAAUUACCAGUGCGAAGCCACAGACCAUUGAUAAAGACAAACCACCAACCCCCACUCCAACCCCGACCCCAACCCCAACCCCACCACAGGAAGCUGUGGCCCCAGAGAAAUCCAUACCACCACACAGAAUGAAAAAAUCCAGAUCUACAUCCAGACGGAAUCAGGAUUCGAACUCGGCCGAUGGGCACCUGCCGACUAGAUCCGGAGACCGUAAUAAAGAUAUGACCAUUCCAGAACAGAAACGUACCGAUAUCGACCUUAGUGACCCCCCGAGUGCGGAGAUCCGCCAAGGGUCAUACCGAUGGGACCGGUCGUCCAGCACUGACCAAGGAGAACGUGCUGUUGAUGACAUCACAGAAAUAAAAGAGGAUGUGAGCCAGCUAAAGCUCGGUAAGAUGAAGAAUAAGAAGAAGAACAGGACUCGCCUGGAGCGGGACCUUCUCAAGGACAAAGUCCUGCUGCCCCAGCGGGAGAACUCCCUGACAGACGACCGGGAUGAGAUCUCCUCCACCACCACCGACUCCUCCGCUGGAGAUGUUGAGGAGAAGAAUUCCAGUGCUCGAGACUCCACGCCCGAGCCCCUUGUACCACUAGUGAAGAGAUCCAAGACUAAACUCCGACCCAUGGAUCGGGCAGUUCCUGCUAUCCUUGACGAUGACUAUAAUGAGGAGGAGGAGUUUGAGUUGACCUCCAAAUCAAGAGGUCAUCGAAAGAUUCGUGUCAACCCAAAAGAGACUUUUGGGGGAAACAUCCUGAGACCAAGCACCCUGGAGCUGCCCUACAGUCUGGAGACCCGCAAGACGAAGGACUCGACUGCAUCAGCUGACUCGGUCGGCAAGAACAAGCGGCCAUCCAAGACAACACGAAGCAGCUCGAAGGGUGACACUUUGUUGCACACAACGGCCAGCGACAGCAGUGACCCUGACAAAGAUUUCCAUGCGCCUCCAUCGUGGGACUUCCCCAGUGCCACACUCACGCCUGGUGACCUCACAGAGCUGUCCAUACAGACCGAGAACUUUGCCCAGAAGCACAUCAAGAGUCUGGGUAGUAAUGGUAGCGCCAGUAACGGUGGCACCAGCAGCCAACUGAACGGCUUCUCCCCCGAGGCACUCACCAGCUCCAGUCGCUCCAGCAGCUACAGCAGCAUCGUCAGCAACAGCAGUAGCGACUCCAACACCAACAAGGCCAAGGGCAAACAAUCCACUGCUGGUGACAAGCGAGCUACAGGGUUCUCACCGUUUGGUGAGAAUGGCCUCCCAGGACCUAUUGCUUCAGGACCUAUUGGGAUCAAGAACGGAGCUUCCAAGUCACCGACCAACAAGACCAGGAACCCCUGGAGCGGUGGUCCCCCAUCCCCGGACACCAUUGGCAGUUUUGGCCUGACCACCAUUGAGGAGAACUCCUCAGCACCCUUCACAUCCCAGUCGGCCAGCAUCGACUCCUUUGGCCAGCAAGAGUACGGCUUCACAGGGAAUGGCUACACAAACCCAAUGGAGCAGAUUCCCAAGCAGCCAUCCAUGAUGCAACAGCUGAUGGCAGAACGUCGCCGCCGAUACAGAGAACAUCAGCUCAAGAUGCUCAACAAGGGUGAAGACUGGCCUGGCUUUGAUGUUCCUCCUGUCAGGAGUGACAGCUUGUGGGACUCCGAGUACAACCCACUGGAGAACGCCUGGUCCGUGGCCACAGACUCUCCUCCCAGUGCCAAUGCCGGUGGUUUCUGGAAUGCGCUGACCAGUUCGGCCACCAGCGGCUGGAACAACCUGACCUCCAUCUGGUCCAACAAUCCCAGCACAUCCUCCUCGUCUGCCAUGGAGAACGAGGUGGUGUACCCAGAGCCGACAUACUCAGGAAACUCCAGCCCACAGAUCUCCAACGCUGGAACGUUCAGUCCGUUCAGCCCGACUGUUGACAUGGCCAUCUGGAGCCCCAAGGCCACCACAGCCAACACAGCCGGCACAGGUUGGGGCCAGUUCCUCCCCCCAGAGGGAGACAACCCUAAGAACACUGACAACUAAACUGUAACACAACUUAGAGUGACCUCCCUUUAUAGCAUUCCCAGCAGCUCCUCGGAGUGUUACACUGCUCUGUUUGCUCUCUGUACCAUUGCUGCCAACACUUACUUAGCCCAGUGUAGAUCUCACCCAAUAAGUUUAUUUCAACAUUUAUGGUAGUAAGUUAGGAGAGAUAAAAUCUAAUGUGUAGAUCUGUUGCCACAUUACAUAUGUUCUAUAACUUUGUCUAGGCUUAAUUGAUGGAACCAGACAAAUAUACCUUGACCAUUAUCAAAUUAUAAGUGAUUUCAAACUUGUGACAUUAGCUAAAUCUCACUGGUGGAAAACUAGACAAAAUUUCAGUUCUUUGGAAUACUUUACAGUAUAGUUUAAUUUGAGCCAUGGAGCAAACAUUUCCUUUAUCACUCUGGCGGCAGCAGUGAUACGGAGCAGUGCAUCACCAAGAGUAAGCUACCUUUGUCUUCAGAACUAGACUUGAACUCCCCCACCAAGUGUUUGCUGUUUGUUGGUUUGUUUUGUUGCCCUCUUAUCAUGUGUAUUAUCCUACCACCUAAAUACAGAUAUUGUAACAUGUGGUGUAGUGUAUGAUAUACCUCCUUUAAAACCCACCUAGAAUUUCAUUGGAACUACUCGAAUGAUUAGCAAUCGUUCAGUGUUAAGGACUCAGUAGUUUUCUUUAUGUGUGCUACUUGUAUCUAGGUUAUUGCAUAGUUAUCUCAUGUCCACACAAGGAAAUGUGAACUGUAGCUCGCUGAUGUUGAGUGAAGAGACAUGUCUCUAGCUGUAGUGAAAUGUGGACUGUGUAGGUGGCUUUGGCUUUAAGUGAAUAGAUGUGUAUCUAUCAGUAGCAAGUGUCAUAACUGUAGCUCCCUCAUCGUCUUGUCAGAGUCAGAAUGUCUCCAGAUACUGCUUGUUCAACUAUACUAGUGCUGUUUGUAUAUAUGUUUAAUUUUCAAGGGAGGUCACUCUAUGUUAGCAUCUGUGAAGGAUUGUUCACAGGAGGAGUGGUCAUGAUAAUCAAGUAUAUCUAAGGUGUUCCUCGGGUUAUGGAUUUGAGAAACAUAGUUAUUUUUUUAUUAUACUGCUCAAACAUUUGACCGACCUUUCACUGAUGCAGUCCUGAUGAAUUCCAGUUGUUGUGUACACAGGUGGAUCAGCAGUCAUCGCUGUCUUGUGGUGCAGUCUGGUUUGAAAGCAGUCCAAAAGUUUGAUGUCAGUUAAUUUGAAAUUGAAGAGAUGCAUGCACUCAUGCACACACACCUCCGUGAAUAUGUUGAUGUGCUCAAAGUAAAUAUCAGAGAGAAAAAACACCCAAAUCCUAGUGUCUGGGUCUCUGGAAGCACGGCACAACGUGGCAUAACGCUAUUCACUGACAGAGGGAGAAUAGGACAAAUAGAGCUGUUAUAAGUAUUGACUUGGUCUUUGAGAGCCCUGCAAGGUUGAUUUGUUGUGAAUGGAAAUAUAUCUUUCUCCCCCACUCACCCCUCCAGUGCGAGCACGCACGCAUGCACCCUGAGGAAUUAAGGUUGAAAUCUGAUGUCAUACUUUUGAACUGCUUUCCAGAAUGAUUGGUGUGGAAUGGCUCAACAUACUGCUACUGUGUUACAAUUAUGUAAUGAUUUAUCAUGUGUGAUGUUUUAGAAGGUUAUCAGUGCCUGAGAGACACACUGUAACGGGUGGCCUUGAUCAGAAUACACACACACAUGCACAACAUUGAAAUCCUUAUGUGUUUUACAGAAUAAUAAGAAAUAAUUUGUUGGUGAUCAUGCCCUAUGUGAGUGUGAUGUGUCAACCUGAUUUCAGAGAAGGAUCAUUGUGAUGAAACUGAUCCAGGCUACCCAAUGUGAAAUAUAUGUGUGACAUGUAUGAAACUCCAGCUGGAGUUGCAAUCUGUAUAUCCAGUCAGGCUCUCAACUGUGGCCCUGGAUCUUGACACCCAACUAUGAAGGCAAGUCAUGCGAUUUGUAGCGACGCUCACCAUCACUGGGACUAUCACCUGAUACAGGAGUUGCCUCCCCUGGUUAUCCCCAUCUUGUUUGGGUUGAUGACGGAGCCUCCUUGACCUUGACAUUCACCCCCCACACCAGACAGGCAGGUUAUGUGAAGAGCAGUCUGUUCUGUGUCGUAACUGUCAGUCACACAAACUACACGAUUAUACAAUUCCAGGAAGUUCUUGAAUUUGUAUGUUCUUAUGCACUGGAUGCUACACAGUUACUCCUGUCUACCUGGUGAGGAGGAGGAGACAAGACUUGAACUAUUGACAUGCGUGUGUGGGAUCAGAGCUCCACUUCUGAACAGUUGAGGCAGCAACAGAAGUCACACCCUUUAUUGCAGCUUCUCCAAGUCUCUUGCAAAGACAUUUUUCUGUAAUUUCAUCAACUCUGUUACAACACAAGAAUGUACAAUGACCUGUAUUCAUAGGCUUGAAUGGAGCUCUUUAGAAGUAGGAAUGCAGCUGUCUUUACAAGAGUACAACUCUCUCACUGGAAGUGUGUCACUUCCAUCAGCAGACAGUGUGAGCUCUGACCCAUACACGUCCCUACAGAGACCGAUGCUUGUUGUAUGUACAUUGUAGCCUCUCUGAUACUCAAGUUACCCUGUUAAACCAGCAGGGUAUGUCCUCAGUCCAUGGGUGUGUUGUAAUACCAGGACAGAUGAUAUGUCCUACUUCUUUAACAGUAUGUGAACUGUUCUUAGAGUUGGACACAACUGAUAAGUUUUAAUAUGAUGCUAUUUUACUGACACUGAUGAAUACUUUGUUAUUGACUAGAGAACUAGAUUGUAAUGCCUGGUGUGGCAUUGAGUAACAUAUCAGUACCCAGCUCGGGUCACGUAGUUGGCUUCAUUUUGUGAUUGAGUAUAGCUAUAGAACGUGCUCUCCUCAAAUAAGCUUUGUAUAGUCUCCCACUUGCUUUCAUUGGUCAGUUAUUUAAGAAAAACUUUCUUUUUAAGCCAUUUAAAAAACAUUUAGUUACAUUUCAGUCAAAAAGGAAAAAUAUUUAUUUCCAUUUUUGUGUGUGAUCAGCACAGUGUGUGUUAUACUGUGUUUAGGCAAAAUUAAGAAGUACAACUUGACAUAAAUUUUCUUUACAACUAAUUACAGACAAGUUCAGGCUUCAAGUGACAUGAUUGGUCGGUCUGGUUACCGGGAACAUAUAUAUUUUAUUGUUUGGCCUCAGCACCUCUCCUGUUGGUGUUGUAGUUGGUGUUGUUAGCACAAGUUUGCAGGCAGAUGGCCGCCGGAUGGACGGACGGACGGACGGACAGACACUCAACAGUCCACAGCACAGUGCUUGUAGUGGAGGAGGAAGCUUUAGAUUGGAAUAUUUUCCUAAGUAAUUGUUGCGUUUUUACCUUUUUUUAAUAUUGUUAAGAUGCUUUUUUGUGAAUCAUUAUAAAUGUUUGUGUCUGUGAUAAUUUAAGUAUCAGAGAGGUUAGGCUGAUUUGUAAGUCUCCCAGAGUUGGUCACCUGAUUGUGUGAACAUCAGCUCUACUGUAUCGAGGCAGUGGUCUGCUGGCCUCGGAGCUGAUCACCUGAUUGUGUGAACAUCAGCUCUACUGUAUCGAGGCAGUGGUCUGCUGGCCUUUACCUGGAAUGGUCCUAUAUGUUACUUUUACAUUUUCAAGGCUUAGAUGUGAAGAAAACAUUAGCCACAGGUUUCCCUGGCCGUGCCCACUCUCCGUGGUCAGACUGACCCGGGGAGAGGUCAGGGGGACCGUCUGUUUGUCUUUAUCACUGGUCUGUGGUAAGAAAGAAGUGCUCUAACAAGAAACUUCUGCUGCGGAUCGUGUGUCCGUUUUACUUUAAAAAAUAAUAAAAUAAUUUCGUUUUUAUUGCA
Haliotis rufescens (red abalone) is the source of this 9751-nucleotide messenger RNA. RefSeq names its product transmembrane protein 131-like. The transcript has 38 exons. The coding region runs from base 186 to 5915 and encodes 1909 amino acids. NCBI's taxonomy places the organism in Eukaryota, Metazoa, Mollusca, Gastropoda, Lepetellida, Haliotidae. The record is from RefSeq and is a predicted model, not a curated record. Gene Ontology annotation, cellular component: membrane.